Molecule: messenger RNA, 3074 nt
Organism: Limanda limanda (common dab)
Lineage: Eukaryota; Metazoa; Chordata; Actinopteri; Pleuronectiformes; Pleuronectidae
Gene: tcf7l2
Product: transcription factor 7 like 2
Biological process (GO): canonical Wnt signaling pathway; regulation of transcription by RNA polymerase II
Cellular component (GO): beta-catenin-TCF complex; catenin-TCF7L2 complex
Molecular function (GO): RNA polymerase II cis-regulatory region sequence-specific DNA binding; DNA-binding transcription factor activity, RNA polymerase II-specific
Source: RefSeq, a predicted model, not a curated record
AAUAAUCCUGAAUCCAGACUCUCUCUAUUUCCAUCCCUCUCUAUCUGUCAAUCAGCGCCGCCUUUGAACUGGAAACCACUCCGACCAACUUCAACUCACUCAAUCCGAGCGGCUCGCCUCCUUCUCCGGCUUCCUUUUCCCUGCCAACAUCCCCCCUUUUUUUCCUUUUUUGACUUUUUAUACAACAACGACAAACCCCGCCAGAGCUUUUUUGGAAAACGCCAGUUGCAGACCCCCCCUCUCUUUAAAGAAAAACAAGAAAGAGACAAGAAAAACAGCAACUUAAAAACUCGGACUUUUCUCGAUCCACCAAGAGGGGGUUCUCUCUCUCCCCUCUCUCCCUUCUUCUUCUUUUUCUUCUUUUUUUUUUUGUUAGAAACUUUGUGUCCCUUUUUGUGUCCGUUUUGAAGCUGCUCGCGUUUUUUGCUACAAAAAAAAAGAAACAAAUAACCAACCGACCCGGGGGCUGAAGGAGAGACGGGAGACAGAGAGUGUCUCGCCCGGGGAAACAUGCCGCAGCUGAACGGCGGUGGGGGGGACGACCUCGGCGCUAACGAUGAGAUGAUCGCGUUCAAAGACGAAGGCGAGCAGGAGGACAAGAUCCUGGACAACGCGUCGGCAGAAAGGGAUUUAGCAGAUGUCAAGUCGUCGCUGGUGAACGAGUCGGAGACGAACCAGAACAGCUCGUCGGACUCGGAGGCGGAACGACGGCCUCCGCCUCGCUCCGAAACUUUCAGGGACAAAACGAGAGAAAGUUUAGAGGAGGCUGCGAAAAGGCAAGAUGGAGGGCUGUUCAAGAGCCCACCGUACCCGGGCUACCCGUUUAUAAUGAUCCCAGACCUCUCCAGCCCAUACCUCCCCAAUGGAUCACUUUCUCCAACAGCACGCACAUACCUACAGAUGAAAUGGCCCCUGCUAGAUGUUCAACAAGGAGGUCUUCAAAGUAGACAAGCACUUAAAGAUGCCAGGUCCCCGUCACCGGCACACAUCGUUGGGCCCUUCUGCUGGGAAUUCCCCGGACAGUCAGAUCUGAGCCUUCACCAAUUUCAUUUGUCUAAUAAGGUUCCAGUGGUACAGCACCCUCAUCAUGUGCACCCUCUCACACCUCUGAUCACCUACAGCAAUGAGCACUUCACACCGGGGAACCCCCCACCUCACCUACAGACAGACGUGGAUCCCAAAACAGGAAUCCCACGGCCUCCACAUCCUCCAGAUAUAUCUCCUUAUUACCCACUGUCACCCGGCGCUGUCGGCCAGAUCCCCCAUCCGCUAGGAUGGUUAGUACCACAGCAAGGUCAACCUGUUUACCAGGGUUUCAGACACCCCUACCCCACUGCGCUCACUGUCAACGCAUCCAUGUCAAGGUUCCCCCCACACAUGGUGCCCCCCCACCACAGUUUGCACGCGACGGGCAUCCCACACCCGGCCAUCGUCACAACCAACGUCAAGCAGGAAUCCUCCCACAGCGACAUCAGCUCCCUCAACUCGAAACAGUCAGAUGCUAAAAAGGAAGAGGAGAAGAAGAAGCAGGUCCACAUAAAGAAGCCUCUGAAUGCCUUCAUGCUCUACAUGAAGGAGAUGCGGGCCAAGGUGGUGGCGGAGUGCACACUGAAGGAAAGUGCCGCCAUAAACCAGAUCCUGGGCCGGAGGUGGCACGCCCUCACGCGAGAGCAGGCCAAGUACUACGAGCUGGCCAGGAAAGAACGACAGCUCCACAUGCAGCUGUACCCCGGCUGGUCAGCACGCGACAACUAUGGGAAAAGGAAGAAGAGAAAAAGGGAAAAGCAGCAAGCAGAGAGCAAUGAACACAGAGAAUAUUUUCCAAACCCUUGCCUUUCACUCCCUCCGAUUACAGACCUGAGCGCUCCUAAGAAGUGUCGAGCGCGCUUUGGGCUUGAUCAACAGAAUAACUGGUGUGGCCCGUGCAGGAGAAAAAAAAAGUGCAUUCGCUACAUCCAAGGUGAAGGCAGCUGUGCCAGUCCUCCCUCUACGGACGGAAGCUUACUAGACUCCCCCCCAUCCUCCCCCUCCUCGGUGGCCCCCUCCCCCUCCUCAAAAGAGUCCAAACCUCAGACUGAACAAAUGCAACCUCUCUCACUGACUAUGAAACCGGCCCACCAGCCACUCCACCACCCGCACCCGCACCUCCUGGCUGGGCCUCCACCGCCAUCUUUGGUUCCGCUGGAAAACUCUGCUGCAUCUCGCAAAACGCCCGGCGCCUCCUCCCACAACGGAGCCCUGGGGCGCGGCGACGUCUCGUCCUCGCGGCAGCCGGGCUCCUCCGUGGCGUCCUCACUGGCCCGGUCCUCGGCAUCGCUGUGUCAUUCCCACUCGCUCCUCUCCUCCUCGAACCCCCAGCCGCUGUCGCUAGUGACCAAGUCUAUAGAAUAGUCUAUCCUAUUCUCCUUCUCCUCUUUUCUAGCUCCGCACACACACACACUCACACAAACAGACAAACCCUUUCGAGGCCCUCUCUCUGCUAUAUCUCACUUUGCCGUCGGUUCUUUUAUUUUUUUUCUGUUCCUGUGCCAUAAGGCGUUGAAAUUAUUUGUUUUGGUUUUAUCGAGGUUCAUUGGUCAAUAUUUGACCCGUCAUUCUCACAAAAAAAAAAAAUCUAAUUAUUAUAAAGAAAUGAUACAAUGAGCUGUAGUAUGGCUUUGUGAAUCUGCCAAAAUUUCUAUGGAUUUUUCGUUUUGUCUUUUUUGUAACGUUAAAACAGUGCAAACAGAAAAAAUUAUCUAGUUCCACUUCGAUAUGUUUAAAAGACGGAUAUAAAAAGGUAGGUAGAUUGUUCAAUGAGCCCUUUUCUUGAAAGAGUUGGUUCUACUUCUUUAUUUGUAUUAAAUACGAGCUUGCGAACCAAUCAUUUGACAUCUGUUCAAAGUCUAGGAGGGCAUGAGGCUAGCGGCGACACCUCUCUGAGGAACAACUUUAAUUGUGAUGUUACUUGUUCUUGUUUAAAUGUACAGAAUAAUGGGGGGGGACGGGAUUACUGUGUUAAAUAUGCAUUCUUCCACUGCGUUGUCUUUUAUUUUGUUUUUGUUGUUGUUUACCUUUGGGGCGGAGUCAGGCAA